AUGAUGAUGUUGUGGAGGGUGGAACCACCACAUGCAUUUGUGAUAACAGCGACACUUAUCCUCUUGUACUGCUUUCAGAAGUGGUGGAGUUUCGUUGUACCGGUACAUGUAUUUCCUCAGCACAGUACCAGUUCACCAAGGAUUGGUACCGACCACACGUCUGCCUUGUUGCUGACGACGACCCUAUGUGAAGACAAGUGUCAGAGCCACUGUCGUGAGUAUCAAACUCCAUUCUACCAAUGUUUCCAGGGUGCGGCGCUCUUUCCAAACGAUCCUAGUUGGAAUGCCACGGGAUACAUUUUGGAUUUCCCCCUCAACCAUUCCCAUUUUCAACGACAGUUUUUUGAUACUACUAAUACAUAUCCAACGACGUUAUUAGUAGUGUCGGCAUGUCAAGGAACUCCCACGGAUGAGUUUGUACUGCCCUUUCGCACUUGCGUGGGUCCCUUUGGAAAGCCACGGCCAUGGGGAACCUUUGAUGAAAAAGAAAUCCUGAAUGUAGCAAAAGUACAGUAG
Messenger RNA from Seminavis robusta, 516 nucleotides. The record is from the annotation of a GenBank genome assembly. NCBI's taxonomy places the organism in Eukaryota, Bacillariophyta, Bacillariophyceae, Naviculales, Naviculaceae.